AUGUCUGCUCUUCUCGCUUCCUCCUUCGUCGGCCGCGUCGCCGCCUUCAAGGCGCAAAAGGUCCAAGCCAAGUCCGUCUCCACGACGGUCAAGGCUGACAUCUACCCGGAAUUCGGCACCUACCCGGGCGGUGGCGAGUCCCCGAUCAUCCCGUUCGGCUCCGAAAAGAACGCCGAGCGUGAAGUGAUCCACGGCCGCUGGGCGAUGCUCGGUGUCACCGGUGCCUGGGCCGCCGAAAACGGCACUGGCAUCCCGUGGUUCACCGCGGGUACCUUGUGCACCCCGGAUGACUGCACGGCCGUCGCCGACAAGUUCCCGGGCGCCGUCGCCCCGCUCGCCCCGGAAGGCUCCGGCUACCCGUCCUUCUGGAACGUGCUCAUCAUCGAGAUCGUUCUCGUUGGCGCCGCGGAAGCGUACCGUACCGGUAUCUCUGACUCUCCGUUCGAUGAUGGCCUCACCGUCGGUGACGUCAACCCGGGUGGACGCUUCGACCCGCUCGGCCUCGCCGAGUCUGGUGACCUCGAAGAGCUCAAGAUCAAGGAGCUCAAGCACUGCCGCCUCUCCAUGUUCGCGUGGUUGGGCUGCAUCUUCCAAGCGCUCGCCACCCAAGAAGGCCCGAUCGCCAACUGGCAAUCCCACGUUGCGGACCCGGUUCACUCCAACGUCCUCACCAACGCGGCCAAGGGCUUCGGCUUCUACUAA
This is a messenger RNA of Ostreococcus tauri, 702 nucleotides long. Its product is annotated as Chlorophyll A-B binding protein, plant. The coding region runs from base 1 to 702 and encodes 233 amino acids. The transcript is spliced from 2 exons. The record is from RefSeq and is a predicted model, not a curated record. Gene Ontology annotation, biological process: photosynthesis, light harvesting in photosystem I; response to light stimulus. Lineage: Eukaryota; Viridiplantae; Chlorophyta; Mamiellophyceae; Mamiellales; Bathycoccaceae. Gene Ontology annotation, cellular component: membrane.